AUGGUGGAGAUUAUAAAUCAAAAUUUGGUUAAUAACAAUAUUUCUUCUUGUUAUGUUCAUGGAAAAUUAACAUCUGAAGAAAAAACCAAUUCAUUCAAUAGUUUCAAGAAGGACAAAGGAAAAAAAGUUCUUGUUGGGACUAAAUUGGUUUCAGAAGGUAUUAAUAUUCCAGAAUUGAAUUAUGUUAUUUUGGUUAAUUAUCUUCCUCAAAUUCACGAAUAUAUCCAGACUGCUGGAAGAAUUAGAGGGGAGAGUGCAUGUAUUACACUGUGGAAUGAAGCAUGUAGAGAUGAAUUCUCCAUCAAUUCCAAGUGUAUCGUGAGCCAAAUGAGUAGUUUCUAUGGUCUAGCAAAUAUA
Molecule: messenger RNA, 357 nt
Organism: Vanderwaltozyma polyspora DSM 70294
Lineage: Eukaryota; Fungi; Ascomycota; Saccharomycetes; Saccharomycetales; Saccharomycetaceae
Product: helicase C-terminal domain-containing protein
Exons: 1
Source: RefSeq, a predicted model, not a curated record